AUGACUAUUCCGGCUUCGCCUAGGGCUCCACCAAAAGAGCUAGACGCUCUGAUUGUCGGCGCCGGGUUUUCUGGCUGUUAUCUUCUUUACAAAAUUCGCGAAGAACUCAAGUUGAACGUCAAGAUAUUCGAAGCUGGAUCCUCUCUGGGUGGCACUUGGCACUGGAACUGCUACCCCGGUGCUCGAGUCGACUGCCCAGUUCCUGGCUACGAGUUAUCUAUCGAAGAUAUCUGGAAGAAUUGGACCUGGAAAGAGAAAUAUCCAAGCUGGGAGGAGCUCCAGGAAUAUUUCGCUCAUAUCGACCAGGAGCUCUCUCUGAGCCAGGAUUGUUUCUUCCAGUCAGAGGUUGUUUCGGCCCAAUUUCUCCCAGAACAGCAGAGAUGGGUUGUGGCUACCAAGGGCGGUAGUGUCACUUUUGCGAAAUAUCUCAUUCCUGCAAUCGGUUUUGCCACAAAGCAAUACAUCCCAGACUGGAAAGGUCUUGAUACCUUCCGUGGGAAGAUCUAUCACUCUUCUGCCUGGCCAAAAGAAGGUGUCAAUGUGAAAGGCAAGAAAGUAGGAGUAAUUGGGACUGGCUCUACUGGUGUUCAAAUUACCCAGAGCUGGGCGAAGGAGGCAGCAGAAACAUAUGUCUUCCAAAGGACGCCGAAUACUUCUCUUCCUAUGCGCCAGGAAAAGCUUGAUCCUUCCCAGCAAAAGGACAGACAAGGCCGCUUGGAAUUGUUCGCGGAUAGCCUCACUACAUUUGGAGGCCUCCCCUACGACAACGUUGCAAGAAACACCUUUGACGACUCACCCGAAGAGCGGGAGGCCACCUAUGAAAGGCUCUACGAGGAAGGCGGAUUGAAACUCUGGAUUGCAUCAUACAAAGAUCUCAUGACCGACGAUGCAGCAAACCGUGAAUCGUAUCAAUUCUGGGCCAAGAAAACCCGAGCAAGAAUCAAUGAUCCGACACUCAAGGACGCUCUUGCUCCGCUGGAACCACUGCAUGCGUUUGGUACAAAACGACCUUCUCUCGAACAGGAUUAUUACGAGCAGUUUAAUAAGCCGCACGUUCACCUCGUUGAUAUCAAGAACCACCCAAUCGCCGAACUUCAGCCCAAUGGCAUCGUGACCACAGACGGCAAGCUUCACGAAGUCGACUUCAUUGCCAUUGCGACAGGCUUUGAUUCGGUCACUGGUGGUAUCAAGAAAAUGGGUAUCAAAGAUGCAGAUGGGGUGGAGUUGAGUCAGAGAUGGAAUGAGGGCAUCUAUACAUACCUCGGCUUGAUGGUUAGCCGUUGUCCGAAUAUGUUUCUCCCCUACAGUGCGCAUUCUCCAUCUGUCUUCUCAAAUGGUCCUACGAGCAUUGAGGUUCAGGGGUCGUGGAUUGUCCAGAUUAUUAGGAAGAUGGAAUCCCAGGGCGUUCAUACAAUCGAACCCAAGAAGCAGGCCGAGCAGGCGUGGCGAGAGGAGAUCCUGGCCGUUGCGAACAUGACGCUGUUGCCAUCGACAAAGUCUUGGUACAUGGGUUCGAACAUUCCUGGAAAGCACGUUGAGCCGAUUUUCUACAUUGGUGGUCUUCCGCGAUACCAGCAGAAAUGUGCGGAAGCUUUGACUAGCUGGGUCGAUUUUAUCACGGUUUGA
This is a messenger RNA of Penicillium antarcticum, 1626 nucleotides long. RefSeq names its product flavin-containing monooxygenase. The record is from RefSeq and is a predicted model, not a curated record. Gene Ontology annotation, molecular function: N,N-dimethylaniline monooxygenase activity; NADP binding; flavin adenine dinucleotide binding. The transcript has a single exon. NCBI's taxonomy places the organism in Eukaryota, Fungi, Ascomycota, Eurotiomycetes, Eurotiales, Aspergillaceae. Bases 1 to 1626 code for a protein of 541 amino acids.